UGGCGGCUCGGCUACCGGCCUGUGUGGUGGACUGCGGCACCGGAUACACGAAGCUCGGAUUACGCCGGGAACACGGAGCCCCAGUUCAUCAUCCCAUCAUCCCGUUUCUUCUCAGGCAUUGCCAUCAAGGAGUCGGCGAAGGUUGGAGACCAAGCCCAGAGACGUCUGAUGAAGGGUGUGGAUGACCUGGACUUCUUCAUUGGUGAUGAAGCCAUAGACAAGCCAACAUAUACGCCACAAAGUCCUCAGUGGCCCAUUCGUCACGGCAUUGUGGAGGAUUGGGAUCUGAUGGAGCGCUUCAUGGAGCAGGUCAUAUUCAAGUAUCUCCGAGCGGAACCUGAAGACCAUUACUUCCUCCUGACGGAACCUCCCCUCAACACUCCGGAGAACAGAGAGUACACGGCGGAGAUCAUGUUUGAGUCCUUCAAUGUCCCCGGACUGUACAUAGCUGUCCAGGCUGUCCUGGCUUUGGCUGCAUCUUGGACCUCCAGACAAGUGGGGGAGCGCACUCUGACCGGUACGGUGAUAGACAGCGGAGAUGGUGUCACUCACGUCAUUCCAGUGGCUGAAGGCUACGUGAUUGGAAGCUGCAUCAAGCACAUCCCCAUCGCGGGAAGAGACAUCACCUACUUCAUCCAGCAGUUACUCCGAGACAGAGAGGUCGGCAUUCCUCCGGAACAGUCCCUGGAAACGGCAAAGGCUGUGAAGGAGCGGUUCAGUUACGUGUGCCCGGAUCUGGUGAAGGAGUUCAGUAAGUACGACACGGACGGCAGCAAGUGGAUCAAGCAGUACACGGGGGUGAAUGCCGUCACCAAGAAGGAGUUCAGUAUUGACGUCGGGUACGAGAGAUUCCUCGGUCCUGAAAUAUUCUUCCAUCCUGAGUUUGCCAACCCGGACUUCACUCAGCCCAUUUCGGAGGUCGUUGAUGAGGUCAUCCAGAAUUGUCCCAUUGAUGUGAGGCGUCCUCUCUAUAAGAACAUCGUCCUCUCCGGGGGCUCCACCAUGUUCCGGGACUUCGGGCGCCGCCUGCAGAGGGAUUUGAAGAGAACGGUUGAUGCCAGACUGAAGCUGAGCGAGGAGCUGAGUGGAGGACAUCUGAAGCCGAAGCCCAUUGAUGUCCAGGUGAUCACUCACCACAUGCAGAGAUACGCCGUCUGGUUCGGAGGGUCCAUGUUGGCUUCCACGCCGGAGUUCUACCAAGUGUGCCACACCAAGAAGGACUACGAGGAGAUCGGGCCGUCGAUCUGCCGCCACAAUCCCGUCUUCGGGGUCAUGUCCUAG
This is a messenger RNA of Staurois parvus, 1281 nucleotides long. NCBI's taxonomy places the organism in Eukaryota, Metazoa, Chordata, Amphibia, Anura, Ranidae. The record is from the annotation of a GenBank genome assembly.